This is a messenger RNA of Metarhizium brunneum ARSEF 3297, 2523 nucleotides long. RefSeq names its product AdoMet-dependent rRNA methyltransferase SPB1 (gene SPB1). Gene Ontology annotation, molecular function: rRNA (uridine-2'-O-ribose)-methyltransferase activity; rRNA (guanine) methyltransferase activity. Gene Ontology annotation, cellular component: nucleus; nucleolus; preribosome, large subunit precursor. Gene Ontology annotation, biological process: maturation of 5.8S rRNA from tricistronic rRNA transcript (SSU-rRNA, 5.8S rRNA, LSU-rRNA); rRNA methylation; maturation of LSU-rRNA from tricistronic rRNA transcript (SSU-rRNA, 5.8S rRNA, LSU-rRNA). NCBI's taxonomy places the organism in Eukaryota, Fungi, Ascomycota, Sordariomycetes, Hypocreales, Clavicipitaceae. The record is from RefSeq and is a predicted model, not a curated record.
AUGGCGAUUCAAAAGAAGCACGGCAAGGGCCGUCUGGACAAGUGGUAUAAGCUUGCCAAGGAGAAAGGAUAUCGUGCCCGAGCGGCUUUCAAACUUAUUCAGUUGAACAAGAAAUAUGGAUUCUUGGAGAAGAGCAAGGUCCUUCUGGAUCUUUGCGCUGCACCCGGCUCGUGGUGUCAAGUUGCUGCUGAGGUAAUGCCGAUGAAUAGCUUGAUAGUUGGUGUCGACCUUGCACCAAUCAAGCCAAUACCCAGAGUCAUAACUUUCCAGAGCGAUAUUACGACCGAGAAUUGUCGUGCUACUAUUCGACAACAUCUGAAAACAUGGAAAGCAGACACUGUAUUGCACGAUGGUGCACCAAAUGUCGGUACGGCAUGGGCUCAGGACUCGUUUAACCAAGCAGAGCUUGCUUUGCAGUCUAUGAAGUUGGCGACCGAGUUUCUAGUUGAAGGUGGCACAUUUGUCACCAAGGUUUUCCGAUCUAAGGACUAUAACCCAUUGUUAUGGGUUCUCAACCAGCUGUUUACGAAAGUCGAAGCCACGAAGCCGCCUUCCUCUCGAAAUGUUUCUGCCGAAAUUUUUGUCGUUUGCAGAGGAUUUAAAGCUCCCAAGCGCAUCGACCCCCGGUUUCUCGACCCUCGCUAUGUUUUCGCGGAGCUUACCGGAGCGACGCCAAACAACGAGGCCAAAGUAUAUAAUCCUGAAGUCAAGAAGAGAAAACGAGAAGGCUACGACGAAGGCGAUUAUAUCCUGUAUAAGGAAGUUCCUGCUAGCGAAUUCAUUCAAACCACUGAUCCAAUCGCUAUUCUCGGGUCUUGUAAUAAGCUUUCAUUUUCGCAGCCGCGCGGUGGCGAUAUAGCCUUGGCCGCGUUGGACAAACUCCCCGAAACUACUGAAGAGAUCAGACAGUGUUGCCAAGACCUGAAAGUUCUGGGCCGGAAAGACUUCAAACUUCUCUUGAAGUGGAGGCUUAAGGCGAGGGGUAUUUUCGGAUUUUCAACAAAGGAGAAGGACCAGGAGGAAGCUGCGAUCGGGGAGGAGGUGGUUGAGGUCGAAUCAAUGGACGAGGAACUUCGCCUCCAGGAAGAAUUGCAAAGUAUGAAGGAUAAAGAGAACUCAAAGAAGAAACGAGAACGACGCAAAGAAAAUGAGAAAAAACAACGCGAGAUUGUCCGUAUGCAGCUCAACAUGGUUGCUCCAAUGGACAUUGGUAUGGAGGAAUCCGGACCAAUUGGAGAGGGUGCCAUGUUUUCUUUAAAGUCUGCGGAUAAGUCAGGCGCAUUACGCAGACUGAAUCGUGGCAAGAUGGUAGUCGUUCCAGGUCAAACCCCGAUAGCAGCCCAGAACGUCGCUGAAGAAUCUGAUGGAGGUGAAAACGAAAACGACGAUGAGGAAGAUCUCCUGGAGCGAGAACUUGAUUCCAUGUACGAAAACUAUCGUGAGCGGAAGGCCGAAGCCGACGCCAAAUAUCGUGCCAAAAAAGCCAGAGAAGAACGUCCCGAUGACGAAUGGGAGGGUCUGUCCGCGGACGAGGAUGCAGAGAAAUCAGAUUCAAGUGAGCUUGAGGAGGAGGAGGAUGACUCUUCAGACGACGAGGAAGACGAACCAGCAAGAAGCCUUUUGACGGAUCUCGAUGACAGUGCACCAUCAUCAGACGGGUUGUCUAAGCGAGCCGCAGCAUUCUUCAGUCGGGACAUUUUCAAAGACUUCACUACCAGCGAGAAGGAUGUUGACAUAAUUGGCAACAAUUUUGCCGAGAAUCUUGCUGUGAACGGCCAAUCUUCCAAGAAUAAACAGCUGAAUGGAGCACAUGCUAGUAGCAAGAAAGCAGUGCAGUCUCAGACUCAGACCAACCAAACUCACUCGCAGGAACAUAAUGACGACGAGGAUAAUGAUUUUGAGGUUGUCAAAAGCAAUAAUGCUGAUGACUGGGAGGAAGACAAGCGCCUUCCAGAUGGGAAACUUGAUAUCGACAUAAUCACUGCCGAAGCAAUGACACUAGCUCAUCAACUUGCCUCUGGUCAGAAGACGAGUCAUGAUGCAAUUGAUGACGGCUUCAAUAAGCAUGCAUUCCGCGAUAGGGAUGGAUUGCCAGAGUGGUUCAUUGAUGAUGAAGGCAAACACGAUAAACCGCACAAGCCCAUUACCAAAGCAGCUGCAAAUGCCAUCAAGGAGAAGCUUCGGGCCUUCAAUGCACGACCGAUCAAGAAGGUUCGGGAGGCAAAGGCAAGAAAGAAGCUUAAGGCUGCUCAAAAGCUGGAGAAGCUUAAGAAGAAGUCCGACAUGCUCGCCAAUGAUGAAGGUAUGACGGAAAAAGAAAAGGCGGAGAGUAUAGCCAAAUUAUUGAGCAAAGCUGCUCGCAAGAAGCCUACACAACCGGCCAAGCUGGUGGUCGCCCGCGGCUUGAAUAGGGGAGUUCAGGGCAGACCAAAGGGUGUCAGGGGGCGCUAUCGCAUGGUUGAUCCUAGGAUGAAGAAAGAGUUGAGAGCACAAAAGAGGAUUUCUCAGAAGAAGAAAAGGUGA